Paramecium sonneborni is the source of this 544-nucleotide messenger RNA. The record is from the annotation of a GenBank genome assembly. Lineage: Eukaryota; Ciliophora; Oligohymenophorea; Peniculida; Parameciidae.
AUGAAAAUAAAGAAGUUGAUAAAACAGAUUCAAAUAGUAUUCUUGUAUUAAUAAUUGAUGUCAAUAUUGGAUUAACUUAUGAUAUUGCUAAUAAUUAGAUUGAUACUCUUUAAUUAUGAUCAAUAAUAUAAUAAGCUAUUGAAUAAUUAAGAAAUCUAUAUAAAAUUUUUAUUAUUCUUGAUGCUACUUAAGUUGAAAUCAAUCCAUUAAAAUUAAAUUAUUUUGUUUAGAUGCUAAAAUUAAUAUUAAUGUAUUCUUAAAUGCAUCAUCAUUGCUGAGGAUAUUAUCAAAGCUACUUAAUUAGUUAAACUUAAAAAUCUUUUGAUUGUUGGAAUAACUGGAGCCAACUCUCAAUAAGGUAAUAUACUAUUAUCUAUUUCUCUAUAUGGUAGAAUAUUUUGCCAAAUCAUAAACCAAAGUCUAAAUCACAACUUCUACAGAUUUAGAUGACUCUGCUCCAAAUUUGUUUAAAUUGCCAAAAUUUCUAAAAUCUAUGAUUUUGUAUCUUUCUAAAUAUACCUGUUUCAAAUAAUUUGAUAAUUGA